This is a messenger RNA of Paramuricea clavata, 693 nucleotides long. The record is from the annotation of a GenBank genome assembly. Lineage: Eukaryota; Metazoa; Cnidaria; Anthozoa; Malacalcyonacea; Plexauridae.
AUGCCUAUUCUCCAAGCUAUGUUUGAAAAAGCAAACCAACUUUUACGAAAACGUGACAACGUCAUCCCGAAGCCAGGAGCAACUGAUGGAUCAUUUAUUGUCGCUGGCAACAGUAACACCAUUCACGUCGUUACACUUGGAAAGGGCGGAUGUCUGAAAUGCGAUAGAAACUGUGUGAAUAAUUCGACAAGAAUAUGCGAACACGUCUUGGCUGUUGCACAAGUGCGUGAAAAAUUGAGCGAGUUUUUAGCAUGGUUCCGCAGAUCUAAAAAAGGACCAAAAGUUCUUGAAAUGGCACUUGGUAGUGCUCCGAAGAAUGCAGGACGAAAGCCGAGCACACGGAAAAAGUCGAAUAAGAAGAAGCCUCAUGUAACUCAAGUGGUUGACCUGCUUGAAGAUCUUAUUGCCGAACCAGUGCCAACUCCUAACCAAAUACCUCCGGCAGCUCCUCAGGCAUCCCAAGCUCCUCACCGUGUUGGCCCAGUGAUUCAACCACCUCCCGUGGUGUCUGGUAGUGGAGGCCCUCAAGCUCCUCAGUUCAAUCCAACAAUUCAACCUCCCAUGGUGUGUGGAUUCCCUCAGACCCCUGCGCAGCAACUAGCAUAUCAUUUACCUUCCCUAUUUUCAGGAUCCCCUCAUGAUCAUGCUCCUCAACAAUACCUAGCACCCCAAAUGCCUGCCAUAAGCCCAUAA